AUGGCUACCCACGACAAAGGACGCAGAAAGUGGAUUGAUAAUUCUCAAGACAAUUUUGACAAAAAUAAAUUAAUGGGAGGACGCAGAGGCUUGAACCGCGGUCCUCAGCAAAUAUACACUCCAGGCAGCGGUCCGCUUAAAAAAUCAGACCGUCAGGAUGAGUUUGAUUAUGAUGCGAGUCUUCAUAAGUCCUCGGUUCAAGAUCGGCUUAAAAGGCCUUUUAAUAAUAUUAGUUUGAACAAUCCUUCGGAGCAUUCUAACAACUCAGUUAAUAUGUUGGCUGAUAAAUUCAAUGACGUACAUGUUAAUCGCCGGCCUGUCAACGACCACCAUCAUGGCAAAUCUAAUAACAAUCACAUGGAUGCUGAUAGACGGAAAAAUAAAAAACCUGAGCAGCAGUUGUAUGUACCGAAAAAAAUUUAUGAAUCCAUUUCUGAACAGGAUAAUAGUCACCGAACGGACUCCCGAAACCGAUCACGACAAAGCAUCCCCUCAGAAAAAUCCUCCCGCGACAAAGACUUGAAGCGUUUUUCACGCAAGCCCCGUGAGAACGACAAAGAGAGCUGGCGACCUGAGUCUCCAGUGAACAAAAGCUUCAACCGGCCUCGGGACCAGCGCCGAAGACCCGAGGACGACUACACAUACCGCCGAGACACCCGAAGCGAGCUUGACAAGUACCCCCGGAAGCCUCCAACGGGUCGCCGGAUUCCCAAGAUGAACGCUAUAAAAAUCGAGUCCUUGCCUCCCAGACUGCAGCGUAAAUACUUUGAGGAGAACGGAAUUGAGCCUCCGAUCAAUCACAACGACGAGCCCUGGGAUUCUGGUAAUUACAAUAAUUAUUACUCCCACCCAAUGCCUUCUCAGAUGAUCAACAUGCCUCCAGUUCCCAAUUUUUCUCAUCAAAAUUCCGGUUCCGGGAACCUGAACUCCGGUUCCGGGAACUUGAACCCCGGUUCCGGGAACCACAACCCCGGAUACUCGAACCACAAUCAGUGGAACACCUUACCAACACGAAGUCGCGGACGAGGAAGAUUCAGACCAGAGGAACUUGAUCUUCCUUCUCACCGACCUGGAACUCCAGACCAAUAUUCCGCUCCAAGCACCAGAUCUCACACUCCAAGCCAGGAGAUGACUCGUUCCUACGACCGACGAGGCAGCAACAGCACCAUGUACACCAGCAUGGAAAGUCUGAGCCGAGCUGACAAUAUUCUGAUGCCUCCUCCAGUUUCUCCAGCAACUUACUCCAGGAACCAGCAGUACCGGAACAAUACCAACAAUGCCGAAAUUGAGCGCAAUUACCAGGCUAAGAGCCCUGAAGCACCAGCUGACAUCUUGGACUGGAGCGAGGAAGUGGAACUGUCUGAAAAAUUAGAAAACGAACGGUUAAGCCGCAGUUCCUCGGUGGUCAGCAUCAGCGAAGGUUCCGGGAACCAAGCCAAGCGGAACCGUUCCAGGAAGAAGAGACGCGAGCGAAAGCGCACUGAGUCUGAAGAACUUCAGUUCCUGGAACAGGAACAGAGGAACCGACGGAACAUCUGCGAGUCUGGGGAACAGUUCCUGGAACAGGGGAACCGACAGAACAGCCGUGAGUUCGCGGAACAGUUCCUGGAACAAGAUCAAAGAAAUCGACAGAACAGCCGCGAGUUCGGGGAACAGUUCCGGGAACCGUUCCUGGAACAAGAGCAAAGGAACCGACAGAACAGCCGCGAGAGGAAGAACAAUCAGUACAAUCGUGAGAACAGCAAUAAUUAUAAUAAUAGGUUCGAGCGCAGGAGGAGCCGCGAGUCCAGCAGAGAGGCUUAUAGGAACGAGGAGAACUGGAGAACCGGAAAGCGAAUCUCUAUGUGCGAGUCAGAAGACGGCAAGAACGCGGAACUGUCUGUGGAACUGAGGAACAAUGUUCAGCAACCGGGAGUUCUGGUUCUUCCCGCUCCCAACGUGGAGGCGCCACAGUCGCCGCCGUACAAAGACAGAUUCAACCGCAAGACACUGUUCGACCCGAACAACCCGAACAAACCUAUCGUAGUUCCCUCUCCUGGAACCAGAGCCGCGCUGGUUCCUGAAGUGGCGCCAUCUAAGGGCAGAGCGCCGUCGCAGUUCCAGCAGAGCUUGCAGCUAGAUGGCGUUGCGCCGCAGUACCUUGCGGAACAGAUGAACAACUCCAGACCUAUUUGGUACGAUUCUUGUCCGGAUAAUUUAAAGAAUGCGGUUCUGUUAAGGGGAAUUGAAGCUGUGGACAGGGAACUUGAUUGGUUGCUCACUACUGGAGGCUUGACUGCUAAUUGGGACCGAGUUGCGUUCCUAAGACAGUCUUUGCAGCAGAGUUUGCAGACUUUGUUGGAGACUGAUAUUAAAUUUUGCCAAGCGGAAAAUGUUGAGCAGCAUUUCUGGAAGAUUUUGUUUUAUAAUAUCAUUGAGAUGCUCAGGAAGAUCAUGCCCAAAGAAGCUGGGGAGAGGAGAGAUGUUUGCAAGAAAAUUAUGCUCAAGAUUAUUGAUGAUGGAACGGUUUAUUUUGAGAAUUUGUUGACUGUUCUGGAGAAUACUUAUAGGUUUAAAUUAGAGGUGUUUUUGUCUUCAUCCUCGCCACCGAAAGGUCUUGGGUUUGUUGGGUUGGCGCUGAUUAGUGCGCAGAAGAUUUUUCUGUUUCUUGGAGACCUGGCUAGGUACAAGGAACAGGCCAAUGAGACUACUAAUUAUGGAAAAUCAAGACAGUGGUACCUCAAAGCUCAGCAAAUUAAUCCUAAAAAUGGUCGGCCGUAUAAUCAAUUAGCGCUUUUGGCUUAUUAUGCUUACGAGUCAACGGAGCGGAAACGCAAGGAAGAACGUGAGUGGAAGGAACGUGCCAGGAUGAAGGAAAAAGAGGGUGCUAAUAAUAUCGCCGGUGGAUUAAGACGCGAAACUUGGGUGCACCCCGGCGGAAGGAGGAUGAGACGUACAACAUCUGCGGCCACUGCCUGUGAAAAUAAAUUACCUCUUAGUGAUAUAGAAGAUCUGGCCCAGCUCAGUAGUGUUGAGGUAAACAAAAGAUUUGUGACGUCGUACCUGCACGUUCACGGGAAAUUAAUAACAAAAAUAGGAAUGGAGACUUUUCAAGAAGCUGGUGUGCAAAUGUUGCGCGAAUUUCGAGCUCUGUUGCAGCAUUCGCCUCUUCCACUUCCUGGGACUCGGCUACUUCAACUUCUUGCUCUCAACAUGUUUGCCAUCGAGACGACACAGCUUAAGGCCAGUGGAAUUGAAAACGGUAAACCACAAAUAUGCGUAGCUGAUGCAUUAGAAAAGUUAUAA
Molecule: messenger RNA, 3285 nt
Organism: Cotesia congregata
Lineage: Eukaryota; Metazoa; Arthropoda; Insecta; Hymenoptera; Braconidae
Source: the annotation of a GenBank genome assembly